UUUAAAUCUAUGGAAGUAUGGAAGAGACUGGUUUCAGACAGAUUGGUUGAGUUAGCUAUUGAUAUUGAUGCCCAAGAACUCUUAUCUGACCCUGAUGGAACAGUAGGUAGAAUGUGUCCUCAAUGCUGUAAAGCUUUAGUAAGGUUUCAAGAGUUAGAAAAGAGCACUAAGGAGAGGAUUAGCAAUGCUAUUGAAGUCAUAAUGCAUGAUGAUAGAUGGGCACAUCUACAGUCUAAUGGAGAGCAUGAUAUUACUAAUAAUUCUGGAAUGGAUCAUGAUUUCAGUUGCAGUACUCCAAGCAGAUCAAAUAAGCGUUCAACUUCACAAGUGGAGUCACCAGAUAUAUCUAUUGUUGUCAGUAAUGCUAAGAGACGAAAAGUGUACAAAGUAACACCAAGCCGUAAGGAUGCUGUUAAUGCAUACGCUCGAAAAAGCAAGAGAAAAAUAGCAACAGAAUGUUUAGCUGAUAAAAAAUCAAGGCAGUACACUUUGUCGAGCAUCAGUAGAACUAUUGAAACCGAAGUUAAGAGGAUGAGUAGCGUCAACUCCAUUCUAUGUAGUCAGUCACCAGAUCAUUUGAAGUUUUUUCAUUGGGAUAUGAUUUAUAAUGAAUUACAAAGUAAAGCGCCUGUUCUUUUACAAUUUCUCGUGUCUGCUACAAACACAAAAACCAAACGAAAGAAUAGAAUUGCUGUUAUUUGUACCUGUGCUGCAAUAAUCUUAAAGUAUCGUUAUAGAAAUUUGAAUUUGCUUCAAAAGGUCUUAUCCCUAAUAUUGUAUUCUAGCCAUUGUUCAAAGAAGCUGGGCGUAGGUGUGUCUAAUGGGGCUAAAUCCUUGAUCCACUUGAUUAAGUUCCUUCUAUCCAACCCUUCUGUCCCCCAUCUUAUUCAGUGUUGUCUCCUGGACUUCUCAAAUUCCUUCAACAUCAUUGAUAGAUCAACUCUUUUCCGAGAAGUUCGUUAUCGCUUCCCUUCUUUGUCCCCGUGGUUGGAGUGCUACUACGGAGCUCAGCCUAACCUUCAUUUUGGUGAGUACACUCUGUUGAGCUGUGCAGGGGUUCAGCAGGGAGACUUUUUGGGUCCCCUGGCCUUUUCCAUUCUGUUCCACCCUAUUAUUGAAAGGGUUCAGUGUGAGGUCCCUGGUCUCUUGCUUAAUGCAUGGUAUUUGGAUGAUGGCAUCCUCACUGGUCCUCCUGCUUAUCUCCUGUCUGCCCUUAAUAUUAUUGAAGACAUGUGUCCUCCCUGUGGUCUUUAUCUCAAUCACUCAAAGUCUCCCCUACCUUCCCUCUGGGGUGGAUUCUUCUAA
This is a messenger RNA of Amphimedon queenslandica, 1305 nucleotides long. RefSeq lists its product as uncharacterized. Bases 10 to 1305 code for a protein of 431 amino acids. The transcript is spliced from 4 exons. NCBI's taxonomy places the organism in Eukaryota, Metazoa, Porifera, Demospongiae, Haplosclerida, Niphatidae. The record is from RefSeq and is a predicted model, not a curated record.